AUCUGAAAAGUUUACCCUUUCUGAGAGGGUGAAAAUGCAGUUAGCUAGCUACAAACAAACAAACAGUUCUCUGUCUGUAACAAGGUGGCAGUGGUAUGCUAAGUGAGGCACGUUUUCCAUCUCUUGGCUCUCUUUUCUCUCGAAUCCUCCGUUCUUCCCUCCACCACCACCAACUAACUUCAACAUCAAACCCACCAUUUUCUCUUUUCCCUUAUCUGAUGUCGAUUUCCACCAAAAUCCCGCACCCUCUGCUCCACCACCCUAAUUCACCAUCCCUUAAUAAAGCCCUAAAACCCUCUUCUUCUUCUUCUUUACAUUCAACACCCACUAAAUUAACCUUCUUUAGAUCCAUUACUAUUGAAAAAAUCUCCACAAAAUCAAUUUUUGCUACUCCUACAAGUGCUUCUUCACAACCCUCAUCAUCUCUCCAACCCAUUGAAGAGCUCCCACCGAAACUCCAAGAAAUCGUCAAACUCUUUCAAGCAGUCGAACAACCAAAGGCUAAAUACGAGCAGCUCUUAUUUUACGGUAAAAAUUUAAACCCACUUGACGCACAAUACAAGACCAAUGAAAAUAAAGUUCAGGGUUGUGUUUCACAGGUUUGGGUUAGAGCUUAUUUUGAUUCGGAUAAAAAUGUCAUCUUUGAGGCUGAUUCUGAUUCGGUACUCACUAAAGGGCUUGCUGCUUUGUUGGUUCUGGGUCUAUCUGGACGGCCCGUUGAAGAGAUUAUAAAAGUUUCACCUGAUUUUGCUGUCCUUUUAGGGCUGCAACAAAGCUUAACUCCUUCUAGGAAUAAUGGGUUUUUGAAUAUGUUGAAGCUGAUGCAGAAAAAGGCACUGCAGUUGUACGUUGAAGCUGAAAAGGCUGCUGAUUUAGGCCAUAGCGAAUCCUUAAAUGCCUCGACUGAGGCUUCUUCGUUGGGCGGUGUUAAUGUUAAUGGAAAUGUUGAGUCUGGAGAGAGUACUGAUGUUAGUGGGAAUAAUGUGAGUGGUGGUGGUGGUGAUGAUGGUGUUUUGAGGAGUAGAGGGAUGGCAAUUAAAGAGAGGCUGGAGAAGGAACUUAGGCCUGUCGAAUUGGAAGUUGAAGAUAUAUCUUAUCAGCACGCGGGACACGCUGGGGUUAGAGGCAGUGACGGAGAGACACAUUUUAAUUUAAGAGUGGUUUCUAAGGAAUUUGAAGGGAAGAGUUUGGUUAAGAGGCAUAGGAUGAUUUAUGAUUUGCUGCAAGAUGAGUUGCAGAAUGGAUUACACGCGCUGUCAAUCGUGGCGAAGACGCCCUCUGAAGUUGGUAGUAGCUGAAUUGAACGGCCAGCGUCAAGAGAGGAUUAAGAUCUACCUUUACAUUUCAAAUCAUCUAGUCCAAUUUCUAUUGCUACGUUCUUUGCCCAUCUUGUGGGCAUCAGUAUGGAGUAUAUACUAAAGGUCUCCUGGUAUUGCUGCUAUUUUCAAGUUCCAGGCAGAUCAAACCACUUUAUAUGUAGAUGUUUUGCCUGAGCUUUCCCAGUCGGGGGAAGUUCAGAGAAAUUUAUGCAUCUAUUAUGUGUUAGUUACCUUGAAUGGAGCAUAUUUUCAUAUCAUCCCUUUUAUUCAAAUAGCAACUUGGCAUAAGACACUGGGUUCAGUAGACUCGACUGAUUAUGAAAUACUAUGCUGUUAUUUUAAAGAAAUUAACACAAAGAAGAAAGAAAGAUUGCCAAUUGUACCGCAACUUUGCUGCUUUUUGAAUAUUUCGGGACUGGAGUCUGGUGCUUCUUUGGAUAUUUGGGAUUGUACAUUACCAUAAGUUAAGCAUGAUUCUCUUAUACUGAAGAUGAGAAACAUAUAGCUUAGUUGUAGGGAAAUGGUGGUGUUGGGAUUUUAUGGUUCGAAAGUGAAGGGAAGCUUUUAAGAAUUUAUCAGGUGGAGCAGCACAUUUUGCUCCAUUACUGUUAUGUGAUCCAUUACUGCAAAAGAAUAGCUUUGUAUAGCAAGAACAAAAAGAACUCUACUGGCAUUGCUGUAUUGGUAUUUGUCGUAUGAAAGGAGUCAUCUUUCUGCCUUUUCA
Molecule: messenger RNA, 2043 nt
Organism: Nicotiana attenuata
Lineage: Eukaryota; Viridiplantae; Streptophyta; Magnoliopsida; Solanales; Solanaceae
Product: sufE-like protein 1, chloroplastic/mitochondrial
Exons: 2
Coding region: 96-1298 (400 amino acids)
Source: RefSeq, a predicted model, not a curated record